Molecule: messenger RNA, 1173 nt
Organism: Plenodomus lingam JN3
Lineage: Eukaryota; Fungi; Ascomycota; Dothideomycetes; Pleosporales; Leptosphaeriaceae
Biological process (GO): L-serine catabolic process; L-threonine catabolic process
Molecular function (GO): threonine deaminase activity; L-serine ammonia-lyase activity; pyridoxal phosphate binding
Source: RefSeq, a predicted model, not a curated record
AUGGCUAUCACAUACGAGACUGAGGCGCCUCAGCAAACCCCAUGGGUGCAGACUCCGUUGCGGGAGUCGUACGCGCUCUCUGAAGCUGCGGGAUGCAGAGUCUUUCUCAAGCUGGAGAACCUCCAGCCUUCUGGAUCAUUCAAGUCAAGAGGCAUCGGCAACUAUAUCCUCCGUCGCCUUGAAGAACUACCCCAAGGCUCUCGCCCUCACAUCUUUGCUUCCAGUGGAGGCAAUGCCGGACUCGCAGCCGUCUACUCUGCCCGUACUCUUGGCCUAGACUGCACUGUCGUGGUCCCGACCGCAACAGCGCCACUGAUGGUGUCCAAACUCCGAGCCGCAGGAGCAUACGAAGUGAUCCAGCAUGGCGCAGCAUGGAAGGACGCAGACACCUAUCUCCGAGAGCACGUUAUGCCCUGCGCCCAAACAGAAACUAUCUAUUGUCCACCCUUUGACCAUCCGGACAUCUGGCAAGGCAACUCGACCGUCAUGCACGAAAUCGCCGCUCAACUCCCGGGCUCCGUCCCAGACGUGCUCAUCUGCUCCGUUGGUGGCGGCGGCCUCAUGAACGGCAUCUGCCAAGCCAUGGACGAACUCUCCAUGUACACCCCCACGAUACUCGCCCUGGAAACCGCAGGCGCAGACUCGCUCGCUGCGUCCCUCAAGGCGCGGCAACCAAUCACCCUUGGCAAGAUUACAUCACAGGCUACCAGUCUCGGCUGCGCAAGGGUAACAGACGCAACGUUCAAGUAUGCACAGCGGAAUAAUGUGAAAAGUAUCGUGCUGCCAGAUGGCGAGGCGGCCAUGGGCUGUUGGCGGCUUGCAGAUGAUGAGAGGAUCAUGGUGGAGCUUGCAUGUGGAAUCAACGUUGCCCUUUGCUACGAUGGGCGGUUGGAAAAGGCGCUCGGCAGGCCGGUGCGACCGGAUGACAAGGUUGUGAUUGUGCUGUGUGGAGGCAGCAAUGUUUCGAGCAAGAUGCUGUGUGACUGGAGGAACGAGUAUGCUUAUAUCGAGGAGGAAACGGAGCAAAGCAGGCGUACUGACUCGGCGUUGGGCAGUGAGACUGUGAGUGAGACGAGCAGUGUCAAGGGUGUCGAGGUUGAUGGUGUGCCAAGUGGGUAUAGUAAGCCGAUGGUUAUUGAGGGCAUCGAGGUGGCUUGCGCAGAUUGCUCAUAG